UUCGAAGGUGACCGGUGAUGUGUCGGCCCAUCAAUCAUCACAUGGCAGCUUUCCCAUCACUGCUACCCGCAUCUCUCGCAUCUCUCACAUCUCACAUUUUCCCGGCGUGCGCUUCUUGGGCUACGAGAUACCAGAUAGCAUUCAUAGUGUUACAGGCCUUAAUCAUCGUAAUGAACUUACAGAUGACAUAUCACUUUACUUGACCGUGACUCUUCGAAUUCUGGGCGUGUGAGGCACCAUGUUGCUUUAAAACCUAAAUUGAUUAAUACAGGAUCCUCUUUCGUUGAACAGUUUCCUACCCCCCUCAGCAUUUCGAACAUCUCGAGUCAAGCUGUGAUACUCAUAAGCUCCUGAACUAGGAGACCAUGGUCAACAUCACUUAUGAUGCAUCUGGAUCCAUCGUAUGGCAGGAUCCUGACACAGGAAAAAUCUUCGUCUACAACCCUGGGGACAUCGCAUGGACUUUAGCCUCAACAGCAUUGGUGUUCAUAAUGAUUCCCGGCCUUGGAUAUUUUUAUUCUGGCCUACUACGGCGGAAAAAUGCACUCUCGAUGAUUUAUCUGAGUGUAAUGACUAUAGCAGUCGUUUCAUUUCAGUGGUUCUUCUGGGGCUUCUCUUUGACAUUCAGUGACACUGGUAGUGCGUUCAUUGGAGACUUACGGUAUUUCGGCCUCAAAGGAGUCCUCGAAAAGCCAUCCAUUGGCAGCGCUCGCAUCCCAAGCAUUGUUUUCUGCAUUUAUCAACUGAUGUUUGCAGCCAUUACGCCGAUGCUGGCAAUCGGAGGGUUCGCAGAUCGCGCUCACCUGGGUCCUUUACUUGCGUUCGUCUUCGCAUGGUCGACCCUGGUGUACGAUCCCAUUGCUUGUUGGACUUGGAAUUCGAACGGAUGGAGUUUUGCCCAUGGUUCAUACGACUUUGCGGGAGGAACCCCGGUGCAUAUUUCCUCGGGGAGCGCCGCUCUCGCGAUCUCGAUCUAUCUCGGCAAACGUCGAGGCUAUGGCACAGAAGCACUAGCGUACAAGCCACAUAAUACUACUUUCGUGGUUCUGGGCACUCUUGCCUUGAACAUUACGGGCACAAAAGGUGGUUCUGCACUUUCAGCCAAUCUGAGGGCAGCUCAAGCUUCUAUCGUGACGAAUUUGGCCGCCAGUGUUGGGGGUUUGACUUGGAUGCUCUGGGAUUAUCGAAUCGAACGAAAAUGGUCUGCGGUUGGUUUCUGUUCUGGAGCUAUCGCUGGCCUGGUCGCAAUCACUCCAGGUUCAGGCUUCGUCGGAUCUCCUGCUGCUGUUCUCUUUGGUUUCAUGGCUGGCACUAUAUGCAAUUUUGCUACCCAGCUUAAGUUCGUUUUUGGGUACGAUGAUUCUUUGGAUGUCUUCGCAUCUCACGCCAUCGGUGGAAUCGUUGGUAACAUUCUCACUGCGCUAUUCGCUCAAGCGAGCGUGGCGGGAUUCGACGGUUUCACUGUCAUCCCAGGUGGAUGGCUAGACAGACACUGGAUCCAGUUAGCAUGGCACGUUGCCGACUCGUGUGCUGGAGUUUCCUAUUCGUUCACUAUGACCACAAUCAUAUUAUGGAUAAUGCAUUACAUUCCUGGUCUUAGAAUUCGCGUUCCCGAGGGUGUCGAAAUUGUUGGAAUUGACGAGUCGGAUAUGGGCGAGUUCGCGUAUGAUUAUGUCGCAAUGGAGCCUGAGCUGAAGGGGGUGAGCUAUGUCUCUUCCGUCGUCAGAAGAGAAAGCGAUCCCGAAUCACUUAUGAAAGAGAGGCACAGCUCAGCUAGUGGUAGUAACCAUUAGUUUAUCGUUAUACAUGAGGAUAUUUAUUCACUGAUUAUGAAUUUUCACAUUCGUUUUUGCAUCUUGAUUCUUUGUAGUCAUGCCACCACUACAUACAUAUGUUUGUAAGUUGCCACUGUGGACGCUACCAAUUAAUUGCUUGUUUUAGGAGGGGUGAAGAAAAUACAGUUUUAUUAUACAUGUGUAUGUGGAAGGGAAGACAACAAGUUCGAUUUGAAUAGAAACAC
Molecule: messenger RNA, 2020 nt
Organism: Lentinula edodes (shiitake mushroom)
Lineage: Eukaryota; Fungi; Basidiomycota; Agaricomycetes; Agaricales; Omphalotaceae
Product: ammonium transporter
Exons: 12
Coding region: 366-1793 (475 amino acids)
Biological process (GO): ammonium transmembrane transport
Cellular component (GO): plasma membrane
Molecular function (GO): ammonium channel activity
Source: RefSeq, a predicted model, not a curated record